Messenger RNA from Darwinula stevensoni, 960 nucleotides. Lineage: Eukaryota; Metazoa; Arthropoda; Ostracoda; Podocopida; Darwinulidae. The record is from the annotation of a GenBank genome assembly.
AUGCUUCGCAUAAUCAGUUCCUUGAAGCUUGAACGGACUAUUCACUGGUGGUUUGAACAAUUCAGCAAAGGUCUUUGGACACACACGAAAGUGGACCUCAGAGGGAACCAGAUAGCUACAAUUGACGGUGGGAUCCUUCAUCGGAUCCUGAACGAAUUUUCCCAAGGAGAUGGUUUUCUCAACCUAGAGGAGUGCGGCCGAAUCGGAAACACGAUCGCAAAGCCUCAGCGAUUGGUUCGUGGAGGGAAGGCAGCAGCACCUGGGGCAUGGCCUUGGCAAGUGGCCAUCUACGAUGCGCAGGUGGAAUAUAUCAUCUGUGGAGGAGCUCUCAUUGGAAAGGGAGGGUCAAAAUACAUUUUCGAUCCCAGAUGGAGUAAUGUCCCCCGUUGCUUGCAGGUGAUUCAGAUCUUCGUGCAUGACGAAUACACUGGCUUCGAGUCGGACAUUGCGCUGAUGAAACUCCACGGUUCGGCUAAUCUGACGAAGAGGGUUCAGCUGAUCUGCCUUCCGUCCAAUGAUGACCUGUCUGAUGACUUUUUAGACGGUUCUCAAGAUGAAUUUGGCGGACCUCACAGAGGAUGGGUGGCAGGUUGGGGGAAAGACGCUUCAGACGAAGGAACGGAUGCUUUGACUGAGGUGCAACUGACAGUCACACCAAAGCGUGAAUGUCGAAAUAGAAUCCGCAUGAAGACAUCAGACCACCCUGCUUCCAUCACCAGGAACACGUUUUGUGCAGGAGAACGCAACAAUGCUUCCUCAUUCGUGAAUGAGGACGCGAAAGAAUACGGGACGGUGUGUGAAGGGGAUUCGGGGAGUCCCAUGGUCUUCCCAUCUCAUAGCCUUCUGAAAAGUCAAUGGGUUGUCGAAGGAAUCGUCAGUCAUAUCUAUGUGAAGUCGAGGCAAGAUUGCUCCAAUUAUGAACCUGGCCAGUAUGGUGUAUUCACUAGAGUCAAUAAGUGA